ACAAGAGACGAUCUGUUCAAUAUCAAUGCCGGCAUGGUUAGGACACUGCCACUGCAUUUCCUAGAGCUGCCCUAACGCGCUCAUUAACUUGAUCAGCCACCCAGUGAACUCCACUGUCCCCAUUGCAGCUGAGGUAUUCAAGAAUGCUAGCAUCUAUGACCCCAGAAAGCUCUUGGGAGUCACCAUGCUUGAUGUUGUUCGUGCCAACACGUUCGUGGCUGAAUUUUGGGACUUGAUCCUAGAGAGGUUAGUGUUCCUGUUGUUGGUGGGCAUGCUGGAGCACAAUUCUGCCCCUUCUCUCACAGGUGAAGCUUCCUUGCCCAUUGACACCGGAGGAGACAAAUUUCUUAACCAAGCGAAUUCAAGAUGGUGGGACCGAAGUGGUUCAGGCAAAAGCUGGUCCAGGCUCAGCAACUCUAUCAAUGUGAAAUUCGCAGACGCAUGCCUUCACGGUCUAAGAGAGGAUGCCGGCAUUUUUGAGUGUGCUUUUGUGGCUUCACAGGUAACGAACCUCCUGUUCUUCGCAAUCAAGGAGGCUUGGGCGCGGAGGAGCUGAGAAGGUUUACCAUCUAGGGCAAUUGGAUGAGUACGAGAAGUAUGGAAUGUUUGUGACAUGAAAAGUUGCUUGGUGAAAACCUCAAUUCACUGGUAGGUGGAUGGAUAUGGACAAGAUUGGAUUGGGGAAAGCAAAAGAACUUGCAUUAAGCAUUCAAAAGGGAGUUUCCUUCAAGAAAUGAAAAUGGAGAUGGCAUCAAGAAUCCCUUUUUAAGAUGUAUUUUGUGUCAUACAAUAGAAGUGAAUGAGACAACUAUGCAUGCUUAUAGAAUUCAUGAAGGAUAAAAAACUGCUAAUUCGUACAAAGAUAUCGAGCCCUGCCCUACCAGCAACGGUCGGGAUCAUUCAAUACAAUAGUAUGAACACGAACACGCAACAAAGGCAAACCCAUGAAAAAGAGACACUAUAUUGCCUAAACUACUUAUAAAAAGGAACAAACAAGAAUCUUUACAAUAUUUACAAUUUCC
Salvia splendens (bonfire salvia) is the source of this 1022-nucleotide messenger RNA. RefSeq names its product malate dehydrogenase, glyoxysomal. NCBI's taxonomy places the organism in Eukaryota, Viridiplantae, Streptophyta, Magnoliopsida, Lamiales, Lamiaceae. The transcript has 5 exons. Gene Ontology annotation, molecular function: oxidoreductase activity, acting on the CH-OH group of donors, NAD or NADP as acceptor. The record is from RefSeq and is a predicted model, not a curated record. The coding region runs from base 185 to 556 and encodes 123 amino acids.